AUGACCCAAGAUGCCGAUGGCUCUGAAGCCCUGGCUCUGAACAGCCACUCGGGUGGAGAUUAUGGCGGAAUAGAAGCCAAGGAUCUACAUCUCAUCACCAGGUUCCACACAGAAGACGACUUGGACAUCCUGAUCAAGGAACUUGAAGAGGAGGAUGGCAAAGAUCUUGGCCCAGAGGUUCUGCCGAUCGGCCCUGGUACCGACAUUCACAUCCUCACAAAAAUACCCACAACAAACCCCUACACAGGCCUCAAUGAUGCAGAAGUUGAGGCUGGACGACGAAAGCACGGGUGGAAUACUCUGAAAGAGGAACGUCAGAGCAAGGUGGUUAAAUUUCUCAUGCUCUUUAUCGGGCCUGUGCAGCUUGUCAUGGAGGUUGCAGUUGGUCUCUCUGCCUAUUUGCAAGACUGGAUUGACUUUGGCGUGAUAUCGGGUCUGCUAUUGCUCAACGCUGUUGUGGGCUUCAUUCAAGAAUACCAGGCCGGAAACAUUGUCGAUGCUCUGAAGAAAACCCUCGCCCUCACUGCAACCGUCAUCCGCAAAGAAAAGACAGUCGAAGUCCCCGUCAAGGACUUGGUUCCUGGCGAUGUUGUGUUUCUUGAAGAGGGAGUUGUUGUUCCGGCUGAUGGAUUCAUUGUGUCUAAAGACGCACAUCUCCAGGUUGAUCAGUCUUCCAUUAGUGGAGAGUCCCUUGCUGUGGAUAAGCGCUCAAAUGAUCCCUGCUUUGCUUCUUCUACCAUCAAACGUGGGGAGGCACUCAUGAUCGUCACUGAUAUUGGUGACAUGACGUUUGUUGGAAAAGCUGCAGCCCUGGUGAACAAAGCAGCCAAUCGAAAGGGCCACUUCACCGUUGUUCUGGAUGGAAUUGCAAAAAUUCUGAUGACCCUUGUGAGCUUUUCGUUGCUCUUGAUAUGGAUCUCUGCAUAUUAUCGCUCCAACGAGGUUCGAUUGAUUCUGGAGUUCACCCUGGCAAUCACGGUUGUCGGUGUCCCAGUCGGUCUUCCUGCAGUUGUGACCACCACCAUGGCUGUCGGUGCAUCCGAGCUCGCCCGGAAGUCUUGUAUUGUUCAGAGGCUUUCCGCCAUUGAAUCCCUAGCCGGUGUGAAUAUAUUGUGCUCUGAUAAAACUGGCACACUCACCCGCAAUAAGUUGGCUCUGGGUGACCCUUUCGCUCUUCCAGGGAUUAGGAUCCAUGAUCUCAUCCUCACUGCCUGCUUAGCCGCUAGUCGGAAGAAGAAGGGACUUGACGCUAUUGAUCGUGUCUUCAUUAAAAGCCUGAGGAGAUACCCAGACGUCAAGGCUCAGAUGGACGCGCACAGGACCAUCGAUUUCAAGCCCUUUGAUCCAGUCUCAAAGAGAGUAGUUGCUGUUGUGCAGGAUUUUGACGGACGUCAAAUGACUUGUGUGAAGGGAGCACCAAUGUCAGUCCUGCGCACUGUUCAAGAUGAUCAUCCUGUGCCUGAGCUGAUUGAGAAUGCAUACCGAGAGAAGGUGGCCGAAUUUGCCAGUCGUGGUUUUAGGGCCCUUGGGGUUGCUCGCAAGACUGGUGAGCAAUGGGAAAUCCUCGGGAUUGUGCCUUGCCUGGACCCCCCUCGCUAUGACACCAAGCAAACCAUUAGAGAAGCGCAGAAAUUGGGUCUUCGUAUCAAGAUGCUCACCGGAGAUGCUGUGGGAAUCGCAAGAGAGACUGCUCGUUCACUUGGACUGGGCACUAACAUAUACAAUGCGGAACGUCUUGGCGUGACUGGCGCCGGUGAUCUACCUGGAUCCGAGGUCAAUGACUUUGUAGAAGCUGCAGAUGGGUUUGCUGAGGUGUUUCCGGAGCAUAAAUACAAGGUUGUGGAAAUUCUGCAGCAGCGUGGGCACUUAGUUGCCAUGACGGGGGACGGGGUCAACGAUGCACCAUCUCUCAAAAAGGCCGACACUGGCAUUGCGGUUGAAGGGUCUUCUGACGCUGCCCGGUCUGCAUCUGACAUUGUAUUCCUCCAACCUGGACUCUCCGCAAUCAUUGACGCCAUCAAGUGUUCUCGUCAAAUCUUCCACAGGAUGUACUCCUACGUGAUUUACCGUAUUGCACUGUCGCUCCACCUUGAAUUCUUCAUGGGCCUCUGGAUCAUCAUCAUGGACCAGACCCUUGAUGUGCGCCUGGUGGUCCUGAUCGCCAUCUUUGCCGACAUCGCUACCCUGUCUAUCGCCUAUGACCAUGCGCCAUAUGCCGAGGACCCUGUUAACUGGAACCUGCACCGACUCUGGGGUAUUUCCACUAUUCUCGGCAUCAUCCUCGCUAUAGGUUCUUGGGUUGCACUUGGUACUAUGCUGUUGCAUGGGGACCAAGCAGGUAUCGUGCAGCAUUUUGGCGCCCGUGACGCCGUCCUGUUUCUCGAGAUUGCGUUGACUCAGAACUGGCUCAUCUUCAUUACGCGUCUGAACACCAAUGGCCCUGUUACACUGUGGAGAAAUGCCCCUUCCACGACACUCAUUGUGGCCAUUUUGGCUGUGGACGUUGCAGCAACUCUCAUUUGUCAUUAUGGCGUCUUCCUUCACACCCAGACCUCCUGGAUGACCAUUGCUCGCGUCUACAUUUUCUCGUUGGGCACCUCUAUGGUUUGCGGCACCUCGUAUGUGACACUGAAACGCUCCACCCGCUUCGAUGACUUGAUGCACGGCCGAAUCUUCCGUCGCCCCCAUCAGCAGCGAGAGAAUGAGGAUUUUGGUAGGUUUUCAUGCUCUGAAGAUUUUAUUCUCGUGUUAACUGGGAUUGCAGGACUUAUGCUGAACCGAAUGGCAGUCGAGCAUGAGCACAAUAUCUGA
Molecule: messenger RNA, 2811 nt
Organism: Penicillium longicatenatum
Lineage: Eukaryota; Fungi; Ascomycota; Eurotiomycetes; Eurotiales; Aspergillaceae
Product: plasma-membrane proton-efflux P-type ATPase
Exons: 3
Coding region: 1-2811 (936 amino acids)
Biological process (GO): regulation of intracellular pH; proton export across plasma membrane
Cellular component (GO): plasma membrane
Molecular function (GO): ATP binding; P-type proton-exporting transporter activity; ATP hydrolysis activity
Source: RefSeq, a predicted model, not a curated record